Chironomus riparius is the source of this 1100-nucleotide messenger RNA. Lineage: Eukaryota; Metazoa; Arthropoda; Insecta; Diptera; Chironomidae. The record is from the annotation of a GenBank genome assembly.
UCGUGAGAAAAUCGAGAGUAUAGCAUUAAAAUUUCACAAUUUUUUUUACUUUGAAAAAAUUGAUUUGAAAAUAAAAUUAAACGAGUCAACAUGUUCGAACUUCUAGUUAGAGCUCCUAUUCAAAUAAUUAUGAAAACAGUUAACUAAACUGGAUUAUCAAGAAAAUUGCUUGAAAAUCUUGUCACAAGUUCCACAAAAAAAUAGACUAAGACGUGAUAAUCGAUAUUAAUUUGCACUAAUUUAAUUAAAUCCCAACAAAACUACAUCAACUCAAUGUCAGAAUUCAAGCUUCAAUUCAUAGAUCUUCAUCUAACCUCAAAGGAAGUCACAGACAUCUUCAUAACUGACGAAGACAAUUCCUUAAAUUUAGGACCAUUCAAAAAUAUUUUAUGUGAAAAAUUCAGCAGGAACUACGAUUUAUUAGUCACAUUUGAGAGUGAAGCUUCAAUUUGUGGAUCAUUGACGAUAACUUUGAGUUGCAUAAUCAAGAAUUGUAGACGAAAGUAUCGAUUGGUCAUCCCAGAAUCAAAUGUGUUCAAGAAUACAUCACUGUCCAUUAAAGUUCUAUCAAAUAAUCAUUUAUGUCAUCACAAAGGUGUCAUGCAGGCUUUUAGGAAAUGGGAAAGCAAGAAUCAACCAAUCAGGAUAGACAUUCGUAAAAAAAUUUCAAGCGAUUGGAAGACUCAUGGAAGUAAAGUGGUUGAGGAGAAGAAAACUAGAAAAUUUGAGGAUGACUUUGAGGUUGAUUCGUUUAGAAGAUUCAAGUCGGAAUCCUAUCUUGAAAGAAUUCGAACUUUACUAAGAGCAUCAAAGCAUAAUCUUGGAAUCGAAAAAACUGAACUGCUCAUCAAAAUUCUACAAAGAAGUUCAAUUCCAAACUUAUCUUAAAACAACUUUCUAAUAUAAGCAAAGGCUAAGCAGUGUAAAUUGAUGCAUAUUCUCUUUGUCAACCGCCAGUGCAACUUGGCAUCAGUUCAGACAAAAAUUAUCGAGCUAUUGCCAACUCUCAACAAGAAUCUUUAUCAUACUAAACUAGUUUUAUGCUAUAUGAUUCAACUUAUAAUUGAAAUUUACUCACUUGUUUCUUUAAACCAUAAUUU